GCCCUCCCGCCCUUCGUUACAAAGCACAAACAAAUUUCGUCACUUUCUUUCUUAAAACGGGGUAAUCGGAAUACGUUAAUGGCGCCGAGGGAAAAAACGGCGGACGUAAAGGGAAACGGCAACGGAGAUAGUAAAGAGGCUCAUUUCAGAGGUGUACGUAAGCGUCCAUGGGGUCGUUACGCAGCUGAGAUCAGAGAUCCAGGGAAAAAGAGCCGUGUUUGGCUAGGAACUUUCGAUACGGCUGAGGAAGCCGCCAGAGCCUACGACGCCGCCGCCAGGGAGUUCCGCGGCGCCAAGGCGAAGACUAAUUUCCCCCUCCCCGGUGAAAUUCUCAACAUUGAAAGUAAUUAUAACAAUAAUGAUAAUAACAACAAUCAGAGCUCUAGCCAGAGUAGCACGGUGGAGUCAUCAAGCCGUGAGCCGACGUCACUCAAGCUCGAUUGUUCCCCAUUGGAUCUCAACCUCAGACGCGGGGCGGUUUCCGGGUACGGAUCUCCCGCCGUUCGGUUCCCUUUUUCGCCGGUCGUUGGUGUUUUCGACAACGGCGUUCCGGCUGUCAUGGCGAGUCCCCAAGUUUUUUACUUCGAUGCGUUGGCUCGGCCUAAUGUUGUGAAAGGACAGCAAUUCCAACUGUUGAGAUUCGAUCAUCGUGAUUAUCAUGAGACGUUCAACGGUGGUGAGGUACAGAGCGACUCGUAUUCAUCGUCCAUCGUUGAUCUAAACCACGACGAGAUCAAACGGCGUCCGCUUCUCGAUAUAGAUCUUAACCAGCCUGCCAUCGCCGAUGUCUAGAGCCGGAAAGCACUAAUUUUCCUUUUGAUGCGUUGAAAUUAUUAAUCUUUUUAGCC
Messenger RNA from Hibiscus syriacus, 848 nucleotides. RefSeq names its product ethylene-responsive transcription factor 4-like. Gene Ontology annotation, molecular function: DNA binding; DNA-binding transcription factor activity. The record is from RefSeq and is a predicted model, not a curated record. The coding region runs from base 79 to 792 and encodes 237 amino acids. Gene Ontology annotation, biological process: regulation of DNA-templated transcription. NCBI's taxonomy places the organism in Eukaryota, Viridiplantae, Streptophyta, Magnoliopsida, Malvales, Malvaceae. The transcript has a single exon.